This is a messenger RNA of Benincasa hispida (wax gourd), 1063 nucleotides long. Its product is annotated as classical AGP protein. Gene Ontology annotation, cellular component: nucleus. Gene Ontology annotation, biological process: positive regulation of DNA-templated transcription. Gene Ontology annotation, molecular function: transcription coactivator activity; chromatin DNA binding. The record is from RefSeq and is a predicted model, not a curated record. NCBI's taxonomy places the organism in Eukaryota, Viridiplantae, Streptophyta, Magnoliopsida, Cucurbitales, Cucurbitaceae.
AACCAUAAAUUUACUCAGUUUUCUCAAAAAAGAGGCUAGUUUCCGCAAAAAUCCGCCAUUCUUGAAGGUUCUGCCAGUGCGAUUUGUCCAGAAGGUCGUGGAAGUUGGCAGAGAGCUGAGUUUUAAAUCUCGCGUCUUCGUGAGCCGGCUCACUUCUAUUCUUCCAUGGCUCUCAACCCUAAUCUAUUUCCAAAUGGGAUGCCCGUUCCCUUCACCAACGAGCUUUUCGUAUUGGCUAGAGAUGGCGUUGAAUUUGAGAUUGAUAAGAUCCCCGGGGCUAAUAGUGAUCGUGUGAAAGCAAAAGGGACUAUUUACUUGUCAAAUGUACGCAUGGUCUUUGUCUCAAAUAAACCAGAUCCAAUCUUUACUGCAUUCGACAUGCCUUUGCUCUAUGUUCAUGAUGAGAAAUUUAACCAGCCAAUAUUUUUCUGCAACAAUAUCUCUGGAUUAGUUGAACCUGUGGUACCUGAAGACCAGCACAGGGCUCUCUACUCCACUCACUCGUUCAAGAUUUUGUUCAAGGAAGGGGGAUGUGGUACCUUUGUGCCACUUUUCUUCAACUUGCUGUCUUCAGUGAGGCAAUACAAUCAACAUAUGAAUGCAGGUCCCCGAGUGGAUCCAUUGCAAGCAGCGCAAACUCCUGUCGAUGAAAUGAUGAGACAUGCAUAUGUUGAUCCAAAUGAUCCGACCAGAAUCUUCUUACAGCAGCCAACAACGGAGUCCCAGUUAAGGAGGCGAACAUACCAAUCCCAACCAGUUGAAAAUGCAAUGUGAAGUUGGUUGAAAAACUAUCUCAUACACUAUAGAUUUGUUCCUUGGUUGUUACUUUCUUAUUAUCUACAAGAAGCGAGGGACUUGAUGGAACGAAUGAACACUUGUACAGUUGAAAAAUGUGUUGUUGAAUCUGUAGUUACGAGCGGUCAAUUGUCAUUUACUGAAGUUUCAACUUAACUCUUCCAAUAUGUUAUUUUGCAUGUCAGCAUGGCAUAAAGUAGUAUUUAUUUUAAUUAAUGUAAUCUAUGUUCAACUAAAAUAAAAUAAUAGAAUUUUAUUGUGGUCCUGC